This is a messenger RNA of Priapulus caudatus, 2417 nucleotides long. Its product is annotated as sorting nexin-14-like. The transcript has 26 exons. Gene Ontology annotation, biological process: autophagosome maturation. NCBI's taxonomy places the organism in Eukaryota, Metazoa, Priapulida, Priapulimorpha, Priapulimorphida, Priapulidae. Gene Ontology annotation, cellular component: late endosome. Gene Ontology annotation, molecular function: phosphatidylinositol-3,5-bisphosphate binding. Bases 1 to 2325 code for a protein of 774 amino acids. The record is from RefSeq and is a predicted model, not a curated record.
AUGGCGGAGGAGCAUUUGCCUGUAGCAACAAAUAUAGCUGGCAGUCUGUUAUUACCGAAUCUCCUGUUUUUCUGUGAACGAAAAUCAAAAAAGCUCAGUGAAAGUGAGCAGGACAACCUAACUAGAAUUUGCUCAGUUUGUGGUAAAAACUACUGCAUUCGCCAUCGGUCUGAGCUAAGCAUAGAAGCGACGCGACCGUGGACCAAUGUUGUAAUACCUAAAAGUAUAGACAGUUCCUUGGAGCAGUUCCUAGAUGUCUUGCUCAAGGAAUAUGUACAUCCUUGGUACAGUGAUGUUAGUGACGAUGAGGCAUUCGUUGACGAAGUCAAGUUAAACCUCCGAUUUUUAGCAGCAAUUCUUAUCAGAAGAGCAUCGAAGGUCGACCUUGCCGGCGUGAUCACGCACAAGUUCUUCCCGGCGGCGCUACGACACCUCGACCUCUAUAUACAGGUGCGCGAGGACACGAGGGGGCUCGACAGGGUCGAUCCGGAACUGACCGCCCUCGAUUACUACGGCAAGGAGCUGCACUGCGCCGUGCGGAGUCGUACGGACGAGAUGAACUAUCUCAAGCGCAUUGUGCGACACAUGCUGCCGGUGCUCGCACUGAGAAACCACAGGAACAGCAAAGCGAUUUCUGCAGUGCUGGCAGAGAUGGUAGUGUCUAAGGUGCUGAUGCCUGCCAUGGACAUCAUAGCAGAUCCCGAUAUUGUAAAUAAUCUACUCUUGAUCUUCUUUAAUGAUGAGCCGAUGACUGUGAGUCAUGAACCUCCUUCACCCCUUGUGCCUUUGCUGGAGAAUCUCAUUCUUCGUAUUAAUAAAGAUAUGCGACCAAAAGUUAAAAAUGCACUGAAGUUAAACGUCAGAGAAAUCCUGGACGACCAAAGUCUGCUCUAUCCAUUUAUACACUUCCUGAAGGGAGAGGGUGCAGUCAAUACGCUACAGUUCUGCCUCAGUGUUGACGACUUCAACAAGAACAUACUGAACCCCGAUUUGACGAACGACGACAUGGGUUUGCUGUUCAAGGAAGCGAAGAACAUCUUCAACACCUACUGUGCGGAGAACGCUCCCGAUCGUAUCAGCUUCGAUCCUAACACAGUCAGGGAUCUCAAAGAAAUCCUAGAUGGCAGCACCGAGGACGUGGUGAAGCUGCGUACGACGCCACCACUGUUCAAAGCAUAUGAGCAUGCGUAUAAUCUCUUAGAGAACAUAUACUGCCCGAUGUUUCAACAUGGUGACGACUAUUUUAAGAUGAUCUGUGGAAGUCGAAUAGAGAUGAAAAUCUCGAGAAGUACGUCAAGUACUUCCCUGUCGAAGUUUACAGAUGGCAGCAGGACAAUGAAGAAAGCUAGUGACACGUUGGCAGCUGUUUCAAAGUUCAGCAACAGAAUUAAAGGCGUAUUUAAAACGAGUACAGUGGAUGGUAGAGUGAUAGAGGUAGAAGAUUAUGGAGACUUAGCUGACAGCUUACUGGCUAAAGUAGUAAAUAUUUUUCCAUUGGCAGAUGACAUGGAGGAUUCUCAUUGGACAGUUGAGCGGAGAUACAAUGAGUUCUAUGUGUUGGAAGGCAAGCUAGUGGAAUUCCACGGUCCCGGAUGGUUGGAUGAUCUGCAGCUUCCAGCGAAGAGAGCGUUCGGCACCAAGACGAUGGAUUUCACCGAAUCUAAACGAGAGGUGUUCGAGUCCUGGCUGCAGAGAGGGCAGGGUCUGGAGGCCUUCCUGCAGCUGUGUCUGCAGUCUACCGAGCCGACGCGAGCUAGAGCUCAGCAGGACCAGCUACAGAGACGGGAGACGAUGGUGUCCGCCACUGAGCUGCUGACCCUUAACAGAAACAUGGUAAAGUUGCGAGUCUCAUACACCGUGUAUGUAGCGGUGAGAGUGUUCAAGGUGCCGAGCUGGCUUGAGCAGGUGCUCCUGGCUGGUAGGGUCGUCUGUAAGCUCUCAAUGGAGUCCUGGUUCGACUGGUACCUAGACCAGAAGCUGAGGCAUGCACUGGGAGAGCAUCACAUUGUAGCUCUGAUUGAACUGCUGAGAGAUGCAAUUUUUUUCGACGAUUCUCCUCCAAGAACUGAAGUGCAGAAAACGGAACGAGCUCAGGAGACAUUAAAAGAAACAGAGGCAUUCUUACCAGGUUUAUUGGUGAAGUUAGUUGGAGAGAAGAGUAAUGCAAACGCAGCGCAAAUCAUCGUUGAUUGUGUGCAGCAUCCAAAACUCAAUAAACAGUUGGCGUACAUGCUGGCAGACCUGCUUCUGCUGGAGCUAUUCCCUGAGCUGUCGGAGGAUGUGGCAGACGCCGGCGUCGGCCAUGUAGACAAGUGCGUGCAAUGACGGCUGCAGCGGGGCGAGACGUCUACUUCUGCGGCCGACUGCGAGUCAUCGUUCUGCUGGAAUUGCUUCUCGCUCGACCUCGCCAGCUGACG